GCCAGCGGAAGGGGGAAAAGAUGCACGUAAUGAUGAAGCAACUGGUGAGCAUGGGGUUCCCCAACUCUCUGGCUGCUGAAGCUCUAAAGGCCGCCGGCGGCGACAUCGUCAAGGCCACCGACUGGAUUCUCAGCCGCAGCCAAACAACACCCAGUCCUCCUCAUCGUCAUACUGCUGAUACUGCAAUUGCUUUACAACCCCCUCAAAUUCACCACGAUAAUAGCCCUUCUCCUCCUCCUCUUUCUCCUGCUGCUGCCUCCUCCAAUUUCCAGCCCAAAAUCGAUCGCUUCUUUCACUUCCGUUGCAAAACUCAAACCCCAACGCCCGCUACUUCUUCUUCUUCUAAAUCCCAACUAUGCAAGGAGGAGGUGGUGCAGCAGCAGCAGCAUGAUCAUGCUGAUGAAGACGUUCUUGAUGAUGAUGACCAUCACUUACAGGGAGGGAAGAGGCCUAGGCUAAGCAGCUCCCCGCAAGAACGUGAUAAUUAUGGUAGUAAACAACAGCCCUCCUCCUCGCCGGUGGCAUUUCCACGUGAACCCUUGUCGGAGCUGAUGAGGCCAUCCACCCUUGACCAAGUGGUUGGCCAAGAACACCUUCUGGGCCCCAAUUCCGCCCUCCGCUCCGCCAUUCGACAUAGCCGCCUCCCUUCUAUUGUCCUCUGGGGACCACCCGGCACCGGCAAGACCUCCAUUGCCAGAGCCAUUGUCAGUUCUUGCUCUGAUGUCUACCGUUUUGUUCCCUUUUCAGCCGUGAAUUCGGGGGUCAAGGAGGUCAGAGACGCGGUGGAGGAGGCUAGAAAGUGGAAAUCAAAAAACUCCAAGAUCGAUAACAAUAGGAGGAUGAGGACUGUUCUUUUCAUUGACGAGGUUCACAGGUUCAACAAGGCCCAACAGGACUCUCUCCUACCGGUGAUUGAGGAUGGCAGCAUUGUUUUCAUAGGUGCUACCACUGAGAACCCAUCUUUCCAUUUGAUUACUCCAUUAUUGUCCCGUUGCACUGUGCUUGUCCUCAAUCCCCUCAAACCCCACCACAUUGCCACUCUCCUAAAGCGGGCCAUUUCCGAUUCCGAUAAGGGACUCUCAUCUUUCUCGAAAGUUCAAGUAGAGGAUGAAGCCAUUGAGUUCCUGGCAGCUCAUUGUGACGGAGAUGCAAGGGUGGCAUUGAACAAAUUGGAACUUUCGGCUACUACUGCAGCUACAGAGCGCUUUCAUCAGAAAAAAGGAGGUGGAGGAGGAGAAGGAUCGUUGGAUUCAGAUGUGCUUUCGAUCACUGUAAGUCAUGUCAAAGAGGCAAUGCAGUCUAAGCAUAUAGCUUAUGACAGGGACGGUGAAGAGCAUUACAACCUCAUCAGUGCGCUCCACAAGUCCAUGAGAGGGAGUGAUGCUGAUGCGUCAAUCUAUUGGUUGGCCAGGAUGCUGGAAGGAGGAGAACAGCCCCUGUACAUUGCACGUCGCCUCAUCAGAUUUGCCAGUGAAGAUGUAGGCUUGGCUGAUCCAUCUGCCCUUACUCAGGCUGUUGCUUGCUACCAAGCUUGUCACUUUAUUGGCAUGCCAGAGUGCAAUGUGGUUCUAGCGCAAUGCGUUGCCUACUUGGCUCUGGCUCCUAAAUCAAUUUCCGUCUACAGAGCAAUUCAAGAUGCACAGAAGGUAGCACGAGACUCUGUUGGGCAGAAUGAGGGGGUGCCGCUUCACCUAAGGAAUGCACCGACGAAGCUAAUGAAGGAGAUUGGAUAUGGGAAAGGCUAUGUCUAUCCUCCUGACAAUCCUAAAGCUUCAUCUCAGACCUAUAUGCCACCAUCACUUCAAGGUUAUAAAUUCCUUCACUGGCCAAAUGCUCCAGGGGCUGAUUGAUAUCAUGCGUUGGGUCUCCCACUAUAUUAUUCUUUCUUUGUGAGUUGGUUAGCACCAUAAUAUGGACUCAGUUGCACCAGUGUCGCAGUCAAGAUCCAAAAGGUUGUAUGUUCUAAUUUCCUUCAUGUGUAAAUGUCAUUCCCAACAAGGGACCUAACAGUGUGUAUUACGAUGACUUCAAAAUCAGCUGCUAAGCAACAAGAUGCUUUUGUCACAUAUUUUAUUAUUCUCCCUUAUUUUGUUGCUUGAAGUGCUCUUAGAACAAAAUUUUUUUUGUUAGGACUGAGGUCAGCAUGAAUACCAUUAGAUCUGCUACAAGAUCCCCUUCUUUUAGUUUUGUUCCUUAUAUUGUAGUUGUUUCUUUAACAAUCUUUCUGGGUAAAUUUUUGUGUUGCAUUGAGUCCACAGACUUACUUGUAAGAAAUUCUGGUGAUAUGUGAUGUUACAUUGCCAAAAAUGAUUAUAAUUUGUGAUAUCUACCUUGGC
Coffea eugenioides is the source of this 2336-nucleotide messenger RNA. RefSeq names its product ATPase WRNIP1. Gene Ontology annotation, biological process: DNA-templated DNA replication; regulation of DNA repair. The transcript is spliced from 2 exons. Gene Ontology annotation, cellular component: nucleus. Lineage: Eukaryota; Viridiplantae; Streptophyta; Magnoliopsida; Gentianales; Rubiaceae. Gene Ontology annotation, molecular function: ATP hydrolysis activity; enzyme activator activity; protein binding. The record is from RefSeq and is a predicted model, not a curated record. Bases 21 to 1850 code for a protein of 609 amino acids.